Eimeria necatrix is the source of this 1896-nucleotide messenger RNA. RefSeq lists its product as hypothetical. Bases 1 to 1896 code for a protein of 631 amino acids. The transcript has 5 exons. NCBI's taxonomy places the organism in Eukaryota, Apicomplexa, Conoidasida, Eucoccidiorida, Eimeriidae. The record is from RefSeq and is a predicted model, not a curated record. Gene Ontology annotation, molecular function: lipid binding.
AUGAGGGGCCGGAAGAACCCCGGCGGCCAGAGGCCUCGCCAGGGCCCCCCCACCGGGGAAGAUGCUGCUGCGUUUCCCGCUGCUGCUGCUGCUGCUGCUGCUGCUGCUGCUGACGACGACCAGCCCCUGGUGGUGCCGCAGCGGCAGCCCCGCUGGAUCCGCUUCCUCGCGCGCCGCCUGCGGUGUAUGUACAUCAAAGAAGACAGGUGCGUGGUGGACUGGCGGCAGUCUGCGCAGGCCCAAGUCAGUGUUGCAGUUCCGCGGGCGAGCCGCCGCCACCGGCUGCGGCUCCGGCGGCGCAGGAGGCACCACCAAGAGCCCAGUUCUGCGCAGAACUUGAAUAGUGGCGGCAAGCACUGGCAGGGCCACGGGGCGCUGGAGGAGGCGGGCGCUGGGGUGUACGUACACCCCGCGGAAGAGGUGCGGGCCACGGGCGAGGUCGAGGACAAAGCCGGCUCCGAAGACGCAGACAAACCCAGCCAGUACGCCAGCCCCACAGAUGCAUGCGCUUGCAUGCAAAUGCUCUGCCCCCAAGCGGUCCCCAGGCGGGGGCUGGAGGGGCUGGAGGCAGCAGAAGACGGGGCCAGGACGGCCACUCAGGAAGCAGCAACAGCCACAGCUUCACCCAACAGCGAUCUCGCGGACUCUGCUGCUUGUGUGCUUCCUGCUGCUCCAGCAGCAGCAGCGGGGCCGAAGCCCUUCGGCGGAAGCCACUUGGAGGCGCAGGGCGAGGCCCCGUCCUCAGGAUUUGCUGCAGCAGAUGCGGCAGCUGCAGCCGCAGCUCCCUCGGUUUCCGCCUCUGCUGCAGCCUCUGCUGCUGCUUCGCCGUCGCUUUCUGCUGCUGCUUCCCUUCCAAUCGGGCCUCAGGUGAGCAUGUGGCCGCUGGUGUCGCUCGAGGAGAUGGCGGCGGACGACAUGAGCCGCCUUUUUGAGAAACUUGAGCAGCAGCGCAUGCGCUUCAACAAACUUCAGCGACAAGCAGCAGCAGCAACAACAGACAGCAGCAGCAGCAGCACUUGGGACCGACGCCAGGAGGUGCAGUCGCUCUCUUCUGUCCUUAUCAACGCCUCUGUGCGCUCCAUGUUGGGUUCCGAGGGGCUUAACAUGCCUUGUGUUCAUUCCCACGACGGAAUUCAAGUUUGGAAGGGAGAAUCUGGGGUGGGAAACUUGGCGUGCAGAGCAACAUUUCUCCUGCCCGUUUCACCUCGUUUGUACGCAAGUUUCGCGAGCAACUCCGAUCUGCGGUCUCUGUGGGACAAAAACGUGACGGAGCAGCAUGUGGUGGAGCAGCUGGACGCAGGCCAUGACAUAUGUUAUGUGGCCUUCCGGCGUGUCGCUACGGUGUACCCUCGCGACGUCUGUACACUUCGAGUCAAAUGCAGAUUCAGAACCAACCCGAAAGUAGCAGGAUCAACAGAGGGGCUGCCAGAAGCUGACGGAGCUCUCAGCACCACCAGCAGCAACGGACAAGGAACAGAGGCAGAGGCAGAGGCAACAGCUUAUGCGUCCAUGAGCUGCUCUAUAGACCAUCCUGAUGUGCCGGAGGCGCCGGGUCGAGUGCGAAUGGACAUUCGCGUGAACGCAUAUCUCGCUAAGCCUGUCUGCACGCCCUUUGGCUUGUGGAGUGAAGUCACCCUAUUCAACGAAUCAGACCCAGGCGGUUGGAUACCGGCAGCCAUCACGAGGACCAUGUCGGCGAAGCUGCUGCCUUCUACUGUUGAGAAAUUCUCCGCUCAGAUUAUGAAGCACUAUAACUGUGCCUCAGCACUGGUAAAUAUUGUUCUAAUUGCCGUUUCAUUAUUGCGACAAGUGAUUCACUUCAUGCGGCUGCUGCAGCAACAUUGCUUGGACAGGAUCUGCCACAGGCUUUGCGGCUCGGAAGCUGAAGAUGAAUAA